AUGACGAUGUUCAAGUUCAUCAUGCUCGCAGCUCUCUUCCUCUUUGAAAUCCAGGCGUCGUCGGAGGCGGAGCAAGCUGCUACACCGGAGUGGGCCGCGGCCGUUCUGCAGAAAGGACAGCAGGGAGCAGCCGCCGCCGUCGACGUCGUCGUCGCGAAGGAUGGAAGCGGCAACUUCGAGUCCAUCAUGGCCGCCAUCGACGCAGCUCCACGAGCGAGUAUGAAAAGGCAUGUCGUGCGAUUAGCCAAGGGUGUCUACGACGAGAUCGUCCGUGUUCCUGAGGACGUGUGGAACCUCACCCUGCUCGGCGACGGCAUCGGCGUCACGGUGGUCACUGGCAGCCGCGCGUUCGACGACGGCUACUCCAUGCCGGAGACGGCCACCGUCGGUGUGGAUGGCCCUGGCUUCAUAGCGCACGACUUGACCAUCCAGAACACCGCUGGAUCUGCAAAGCAACAAGCGCUGGCGCUUCGGUCCCACUCCGCCAGGUCUGUGGUGUACAGAGUGUCUUUGGAAGCCCACCAAGACACGCUUUACGCUCAGGACCAUUACCAGUUCUACCAUGCCUGCAUGAUCUCAGGAACAGUGGACUUCAUAUUUGAAGAUGCGACUGCUGUCUUCCAGAGCUGCUUGCUGGUAGCACGCGUUCCUCACCCAGGUCAGCAGAAUGUCGUAACAGCUCAAGGACGCUACCAGGCGAACAGCACUUCUGGAUUUGUAUUCCAGCUCUGCAACAUCACCGGUGAACCACUUCUACGCGAGAAGGUUGUGGAGACGUACCUUGGACGCCCCUGGAAGCCCUACUCCCGUGUUGUCUUCAUCGAGUGCUUCAUCGACUCCGUGGUUGACCGCCGGGGCUACCUGCCUUGGAACGGUUCUAUGGGUCUUGAUACUCUCUUCUAUGGUGAGUACAAUAACUCUGGACCCGGCUCCGAUGUGAAGGGCAGAGUAAACUGGCCAGGAUUCCAUGCCAUCACCGCAGCUGAAGCAGCCAACUUCACUGUUGCGAGUUUCUUGGAAGGGCAAAGCUGGCUACCGGGGACAGGUGUGGAGUUCACACCUGGUCUGUGACGGUGCACAUCCAUGGGCUGUGUUCUUGAUUAGCUGGUUUGAGCUGUAGGUGUUCUUCUUGUAUCAAGUAGUAUUUAGCUGACUAGGUGUGGGUCAUGGCAAUAUGAUGUUUGGUAUCUAAAAUCUGUCAGGGUUGAAUGUGUGUUGCCAACAUCCCUUGGCUAGUUGGCUUACUAAAGUUUGAAGCUGGCAUGUAGAGCUACAGGUCUUAUAGACACUAAAGUUGACUGAUCAAAGGUCCAAAAAUAUCAAGAUCGAUGAACCUUGGUGAAUUA
Messenger RNA from Panicum virgatum (switchgrass), 1346 nucleotides. Its product is annotated as probable pectinesterase/pectinesterase inhibitor 32. The record is from RefSeq and is a predicted model, not a curated record. Lineage: Eukaryota; Viridiplantae; Streptophyta; Magnoliopsida; Poales; Poaceae. The transcript is spliced from 3 exons. The coding region runs from base 1 to 1071 and encodes 356 amino acids. Gene Ontology annotation, molecular function: pectinesterase activity; pectinesterase inhibitor activity. Gene Ontology annotation, biological process: cell wall modification.